UUUGUCUCCAAAAAAUUCAUGUAAAAAUGUGACUAAAAUAUAAAUUCUUGCAAUGACAGUGCAAUGUCUUAAGGUAAUACUUUGGCAAACGCAAAACUUUGAAACAUCCAAUUUAAACGAUAUGUUUGUGAAGUAAGGAUAAGCCCACUGUAGUUAUGCUGAGAGUGCUUAAUGCUGAACUCCAUUGAGAACAGAUUUAGAGGCUGUGAAUGCCUUCUGCUGAGGCAGGCCAUCUCACUGGCCUCUCUUUGGCUGGAAGCUCUCCUUUGUGUGGCCCUACAAUGACGGUACGUGAGCACAACUAUCACCAAACGCUCAUUGUUUUUCAGCCAAUGGAAGCGACCCAAAGAGAAGACUGUUGCAGUUUGUGUAUGUAUGUAGGUAUGUAAUGUGUGUGUGUUUGCUUGCAUAUUGCUAAAAGAAGUGUGUUUGCACUUCCUCUAACUCCAUGACCACAUGAAAGGUGUGUCAUAUAACCGGACAACCAAUCAGAGGUCAGCUGUUUGAAUUUAUGCCAGGGAUUUUUGGUUUGCAAGACUUAAGUGGUGGGGGCAAAAGGCAGUUUUCAAUCUUUAUAAAAACACUAUCCCAGCGAGACGUGAGAUGCCCUAUACACCAUCUGGUUUCUUUUGCGACCGGUUAAUCCGGGAGCGAGAGAGAAGAGAUGGAGAAGGAUCGUUGAGCAAACCCAUCCGCUUCAGCGGUCAGGACUACAAUGUCCUCAGACAGGAGUAUCUGCAGAAGAAAACGCUUUUCGAGGAUGAAACCUUUCCUGCUACUGUGGAGUCUCUUGGCUACAAAGAGUUGGGCCCCAAAUCCAGCAAAGUCAAGAACAUCGUCUGGAAGCGGCCCAAGGAGAUAUGUGAAAAUCCACAGUUCAUUGUUGGAGGUGCUAGCAGGACAGAUAUCUGCCAGGGCGAUCUGGGAGACUGCUGGUUGCUUGCAGCUAUCGCAUGUCUAACUCUAAAUGAGAAGCUGCUGUAUCGUGUUAUACCUCAAGAGCAAAGUUUCUCAGAGGGCUAUGCUGGAAUUUUUCAUUUCCAAUUUUGGCGUUAUGGAGACUGGAUGGACGUUGUCGUUGAUGACUGCAUUCCCACUAUUAACAACCAGCUGGUGUUCACUAAAUCUGCUGAGAGGAAUGAAUUCUGGAGCGCUCUCUUGGAAAAAGCUUAUGCCAAGCUUCAUGGUUCCUAUGAGGCUCUUAAGGGUGGGAACACUGCUGAGGGAAUGGAAGACUUCACUGGAGGUGUUACUGAAUUUUAUGAAAUGAAGGAGGCACCCAAACAGCUGUAUAAGAUCAUGCAGAAAGGUCUGGAGAGAGGCUCCCUCAUGGGCUGCUCCAUUGAUUCCCUGGUUCCAGCCCGCUUUGAAACCCGCACUACAACAGGGCUUGUGAAGGGCCAUGCCUACUCUGUGACUGCUGUAGAGGAGUGUAAACAGCAAAAGGAAUCUAAAGUACGUCUGGUUCGUAUACGUAAUCCCUGGGGUCAAAUCGAAUGGAACGGACCAUGGAGUGAUAAUUCAAAAGAGUGGGAAACCAUCCCUAAAUCAGAAAGGGAGAAACUCCAGCAACAGAAUGCAGAAGACGGAGAAUUCUGGAUGUCAUUUGAGGAUUUUAAGAAAAAUUACACCAAGAUUGAGAUCUGCAACUUGACCCCUGACGCUCUUGAGGACGAUAAGUUACACAAAUGGACAGUGUCUGUGAAUGAGGGACGCUGGCUAAAGGGCUGCUCCGCUGGAGGAUGCAGAAAUUAUCCCGAGACAUUCUGGACAAACCCUCAAUACCGCCUGCGUCUUCACGAGGAAGAUGAUGAUCCAGAGGACGAUGAAAUAGCCUGCACUUUCGUGGUUGCUUUGAUGCAGAAAAACAGACGUCGAGAACGCAAGUUGGGUGCGAAUCUCUUCACUAUUGGAUUUUCCAUCUAUGAGGUGCCGAAGGAGAUGCAUGGAAACAAGCAGCACAUGCAGAAGGACUUCUUCAUGUCCAACAGCUCCAAGGCCCGUUCCAAGGCUUACAUCAACCUGCGAGAGGUGACGCAGCGUUUCAGCCUGAGUCCUGGAGAGUACGUCAUUGUUCCCUCCACCUACGAGCCCCACCAGGAAGGCGAAUUUAUCCUCCGUGUCUUCUCUGAAAAGAGGAACACCUCUGAGGAGAUAGAGAACAGGAUUGAAGCUGAUCAUCCAGUGCCGGCUCCAGCUUCCACUGGGGAGGAAAGUGAAGAGGACCAGCAGUUCCUGUCCAUCUUCCAGCAGAUCGCAGGGGACGUGAGUACUGGGGAGCCAGUGAGCGCUGGGGGGAGUCAAAUGGAAAUCUCAGCCAAUGAGCUCAAAGAUGUUUUGAAAAAGUUACUUACUCAUUAUAAGGACAUACACACCGAAGGCUUUAGUCAGGAGAAUUGUAGAAGCAUGAUCGCCCUCAUGGACAUGGACGGAACAGGAAGACUUAAUCUACAAGAGUUUAGACACUUAUGGAAUAAAAUCAAACAGUGGCAGGGAAUCUUCAAGCGCUAUGACUUUGAUCAUGCUGGUACAAUCAGCAGCUAUGAGAUGAGAAAUGCCAUCAAUGAUGCAGGGUUCCGUCUGAAUAACCAGCUGUAUGACGUCAUCUCCAUGCGUUACGCCAAUGAGAACAUGAACGUCGACUUUGACAGUUUCAUCAGCUGUCUUGUUCGACUGGAGGGAAUGUUCAGAGCAUUCCAGGCCUUUGAUAAAGAUGGAGAUGGCACCAUUAGACUUAAUGUACUGGAGUGGCUCCAGCUAACCAUGUAUGCAUAAAUCAUCUGUGGAUCCAGGUGAGCCUGACCUCAGCAAGGACCAGAACCACCAGCUCUUACCUCAUCACUCAAUGUGCCAGACUACUGUUACCUCUUUCUCUGUACCUCAGCCCACACUGACCAUCAGCUAAUGUCUCAUUCUUUAAACAUUAUUACCAAUUCUGUUAUGUACUGGGGCGACAUGAUGGAUGAAACCAACAUGCGAGCCAACCACAUCAGUCAUUGCUAUCACUUUUUAGUCAGGAUGUGAAAGACACAUUUCAGGGUCAUUGUACACAAGUCACUUGAUUAAUUUUCAACAUGGUUACCAGUAUUCUGUCUCAAUUCCUCAUACAGUACAACAUGCUUUUCACAUGAUAAGUGAUGAUUCAGUGUCUGUUAUGUGUUACAGGAAGCAUUUACCUCACAAGCAUCACAAGUGGGCCUUUAUGUCAUAAGUUCGUACUAAAUAGCAGUUUCCAUAUCUCACCUUAUAAUUUCUUAGUAAUCCUAAUGGUCCACUUUGCAUUUACUUUUAUCAGUGGCACUGGUUUCUCAGUCGUAAAACUUUUUUUGCAUCCAGUUUACUUGAAUCCCAUUUAAUAAAAAAAUAAAUAAACCCAAGAACGAGCGGACCACGUAGAUCAGGGCUAUUAAACUCAUUCCCACCCCCUUUACAAAUGAUUUUUCCAGAGACUUGUUAAAAAUAAGAAACAGUAAAAACCAGAUGAGAAUCAUCACAAAGCCACACAAAACUUGUGACUGCCUGAUGGCAGCAGUGUUCAGGGUCUUUAUUUUAUACUGUGGGCAUGGACUAGACUAACCCUUUUGUUUAAAUGAGUGUACUGACUUCACUUGUUAAACCAAAUAAAUAAUUGUGGAGUUCUUGGUUGAAGUGCUUUCACACAAAA
This is a messenger RNA of Triplophysa rosa, 3664 nucleotides long. RefSeq names its product calpain 3a, (p94) (gene capn3a). The coding region runs from base 604 to 2775 and encodes 723 amino acids. Gene Ontology annotation, cellular component: cytoplasm. Gene Ontology annotation, biological process: negative regulation of apoptotic process; proteolysis. Lineage: Eukaryota; Metazoa; Chordata; Actinopteri; Cypriniformes; Nemacheilidae. Gene Ontology annotation, molecular function: calcium-dependent cysteine-type endopeptidase activity; calcium ion binding. The transcript has 21 exons. The record is from RefSeq and is a predicted model, not a curated record.